AUGGAUCCAGAAUACCAGGUGCCACCACAAGAAUCCGGGCCUCAGCCUCAUCCUUAUCUUCAUGAACCUUUAUUGUACAUCACUAAUCUUCCUGCAAAUGUCACUGACGACGCUAUUGGAAUGGCAUUUAUGACUUGCGCCCCGUUCAGACCCAAAAUUAUCAGAGAUACAGCUAGUCCAAUGUUUUCUGGCACCAUCGAGUUCAAAUUUCUCGAGAAAGCCGAGAAAGCAUUAGCCACGCUUCAAUCGCGUCCUCUGCCAGAUGUACCAGGUGUACUUCUCGUGUUAUCGCCUUACCCGCCGACAAACCCUCCCACACCUCUACCUCCACCAUCUGCGCUUCCCAGGCUGGUCAAACACCUUCCAGUAGGCUUUAGCGACUCCGCUCUAUUUGAUCUCUUUCGACCUUACGGUGCUCUCGCGUCCGUUCGAAUCCCAACGCAUUUUGGGCCUGAUACCGGCAUGAUCGAGUUUUGGAACGAGGAUGACGCGCGGAGCGCCGAAGAGGCCAUGCACUGCGCUGAUAUCGAAGGUCAGAACAUCGCUGUUCAGGCUUACCAGCCACGGAGAACUGCUAGUGGAACUAUCAACGACUUUAACACGAAUGCCCCGGCCUUCGUACCUUCAGGACCAGUGUUCGGUUACUCAAGUCCGGCUGCGACGUAUUCUCCUCCUCGUCCGCACUACAGUCCUAGGAGUCCCGUGUCGCCUAUCCCUCAUGGUGGUCCUCAAUUUGUCCAUGGACCUGGACAGCAGGUGCAACUCGCUCCAAUGGCUGGUCCCGGCUCGAAUAGCCAUAGCGGGUUAAUCGAUCCAUGUAACCUGUUCUGCAAGAACUUGGACCCAGAAAUCGACUCGAAUGCCCUAUUCUCUCAUUUCCGUCAGUUUGGGCAAAUUGUUAGUGCUCGUGUGAUGCGUAACGAGGCCGGUGAAAGUCGAGGCUUUGGCUUUGUAUCAUUCCAAAUGCCAGAUCAAGCGGCUGCUGCCAUGCACGCAAUGAAUGGUAUCACCUUAGGGUCCAAACAGGUUGUUGUCCGACUACAUGAGCCCAAACAGCUGCGUCAGGAAAAACUUGCCGCCAGAUUCGGCGGUGGAGGUAAUGGGCAUCCUAGAACAGCGAGUGGAGCCACUAGCCCUACUGCCAGUGAGGGUGGGGACAGCUAUGGCGCUGGAUGGGGAAGCCCAAGUCCAAGAAAUAGAACUUUAGGUCUAGGGAAUUUAGGCGGUUCUCCUGGCUAUGGCACUGAGAGAGAUAGAGGAAGAAGAGGAAGCGGAAGCUAUUACAACGCCGCUCUGACUGGAACACUGAACCUUCCUAUGCGUUACGACGACCUGGCUGCUCUAUCUCCGGUCGUACGCAAAGAAGUUCUUACUGGCGAACUCAGCAGACGCGUCAAAUCCCUCGGCAGCGUUGCUCCCGCCGACGUCGCGAGUAUCGUCGACGGUCUAGUUAAUGUGUCACUGAGCGAAAUUGUUCAAGCAAUCGAUGACCCAGAAAAGCUCGCGAACCAGGUUGAUAAGCUAAGAAUUUCACGGAAUUUAUCUGCAUCGACCUCUCCGUCUCCGAAUUCCAACUCACAGAGCCCGGCGCGCUCAGCUACCGCAUCGCAGGACUCACGCCUCCUUGAUCCUAAUGCUCUUGCGGCUACCGCCAGUGCGCCUGAGCAUCCCUCCACACCCAUCUCGGUGAAUGCUUCCUUGUCAACACCACCGCGUACCUCCUCCCCAUCAGGCUCCCUUCCACCAACGUCGGAACGCGAUCGUAUUGCUGCCGCUGUAGCAAAAUUCGAAAAUUCUCCGUCAGAGAAACAAGAACAGCUCACAGAGCUUUUGAUGAGUCUUCCCAAAAGAGAACGCGCGCUUUGUCUGUUCAACAUGGAGGUGUUCCGUGCAAAGCUUGCGGAUGCCAGGCUGGUGUUGGAGAGUAUGGAAGAGGAGGAGGAGGAAACCAAUGCGACCUCUGUUGCCACAGCAGCUGCCGUUCCUCCGUCUACGCCACAAAACAAGAAGACUUCAUCAUAUUCUACAAUGGAAAGAUCUCCUCAGACACCUGACCUCUCCUCUCGCGGCCCUAGUGCCACUUCUUCACCUCUCCCUGCCACCCCCGCCGCCGGAACUCCCACAGGAGCAGGAAAUACAUACACAAUCGCAGCGCUCGCCAAGCUUCCUGCCAAAGAGGUUCUCAAAAUUGUGAGGUCCUCCUCCGUGAUCUUACCUGUGGACAUGUCCAAAGCCGACCCGCUUGUGGUGCAGGCUACGGAUGAAUUUGUUGAUGGAUUGAUGGAUAAGGCCCCCCAAAUGCAGAAGCAGCUACUAGGUGAGAAACUGUUCAGGGUCGUCAAGAGCUUUGGAAUCAAAGGAGCACCCAAAAUUACUGUUACUCUUUUGGACCAGGAGGACCUGCGCUCUCUCGCGCAUCUGAUGAACAGCUAUCCUGCGGUGUUGAAAGAUAAAGCCCAGGCUCUCGUCGUUUCCAAGUAA
This is a messenger RNA of Lentinula edodes (shiitake mushroom), 2481 nucleotides long. RefSeq lists its product as uncharacterized. The record is from RefSeq and is a predicted model, not a curated record. The coding region runs from base 1 to 2481 and encodes 826 amino acids. Gene Ontology annotation, molecular function: poly(U) RNA binding; mRNA 3'-UTR binding; poly(A) binding. The transcript has 7 exons. Gene Ontology annotation, cellular component: nucleus; cytosol; cytoplasmic stress granule. Lineage: Eukaryota; Fungi; Basidiomycota; Agaricomycetes; Agaricales; Omphalotaceae.